Adineta steineri is the source of this 528-nucleotide messenger RNA. The record is from the annotation of a GenBank genome assembly. Lineage: Eukaryota; Metazoa; Rotifera; Eurotatoria; Adinetida; Adinetidae.
AUGUGUGAAAUUUCAUCAUCGAUUUGUUCAUCACCAAUAGGUCAUUUAGCAAUAGAUUAUUGUCCACAAGGUUUACAUUUUAUUAUACAAGUACCAACUAUUAACGAUAAAACUUUUAUAGCUGAUGAAAAUCAACCCAUUGAAAUUGUCUCAACAACUGGAAAAGAUUCACUUCCUAAAUCGUGUCUUCAAUGGCUUGAUAGUUAUUUUCAUUCAAAAGAAAAAAUAUUGAUAACACCUGAACUUUGUCCAGCUGUAAUUACAAAAAAUGAUUCAUUUCAAGCAAAUGUUUGGCGUACACUUUUAAAUCAAGUUCAUUAUGGUCAAACAGUAACAUAUGGUGAAUUAGCUGAAUUAGCUGGAAAUAAACGAGCUGCACGUGCUGUUGGAACAGCUAUGCGUCGAAAUCCAUUUCAAUUAAUUGUACCAUGUCAUCGAGUUAUUCGUUCUAAUGGUGAAUUAGGAAAUUAUGCAGGAGGUGUAAGAAAUAAUACCAAAGUUUGGUUACUUAAACAUGAACAAAAUUAA